Molecule: messenger RNA, 4086 nt
Organism: Talpa occidentalis (Iberian mole)
Lineage: Eukaryota; Metazoa; Chordata; Mammalia; Eulipotyphla; Talpidae
Gene: FAM184B
Product: family with sequence similarity 184 member B
Exons: 18
Coding region: 1-3180 (1059 amino acids)
Source: RefSeq, a predicted model, not a curated record
AUGGCUUCUGCCCUCAACAGCAAGAUCCACGCGCCCGGGACUUGCCCGGGCUCCAAAGCCGAUGCCCGCGGCGGCGCGGACUGGAGAACCGACUGCGAUCCCGAGAUGCACGUGAAAAUGUGCAAGAAGAUCGCCCAGCUCACCAAGGUGAUUUAUGCACUGAACACCCGCCAGGACGAGGCCGAGGCCAGCAUGGAGGCCCUGAGGGAGGCCCACCAGGAGGAGCUCCAGAUGGCCGUGGCAGAGACCCAGGCCCGGCUCCUGCAGGAACAGGGCCGUGCAGAUGAGGAGGCCCUGCGGGAGCGCAUCCAGGCCCUGGAGAGCGCCUUGGAGCUGCAGAAGAGGCUCACCCAGGAGGCACUCGCCCAGUCAGCCUCAUGCAGGCUGGAGACCAAAGAAAGGGAGCUGAGGGUGGAGGCCGAGCAUGCGGAGCGGGUUUUGACCCUCUCCAAGGAGAUGCUGGAGCUCAAAGCCGACUACGAGAAGAGGCUCCGCCACCUGACUAGCCAUGAGGCGCCCCAGUGGGGCCGGCUCUCCCAGGAGAGCCCUGAUCCAAAGGGAGAGCCGGGCCGCGGCCCCGAGAUGCGGGAGGUCCUGCUGGAGGUGGAGCGACUGCGGGCCGAGAACCAGCAGCUGAGCAAGGACUACGCCAGGAAGGCCGAGGAGCUGCAGGCCAACUACGAGAGGGAGAACGAGGCCAUCCGGCAGGCCAUGCAGCGGUCUGUGAGCGAGGCCCUGUGGCAGUGGCAGGAGAAGGAGACCGACCUCCGCAAGAACUUCCAGGUGCAGGAGUCGGCCCUGCAGGCCCAGGUCAGGAAGCUGGAAGGUGACCUGGAGCACAGAGGGCGCAAGAUAAGUGACCUGAAAAAGUACGCCCAGAAGCUGAAGGAAAGAAUUCAGGACCUGGAUGUGCAACUCAAGGAGGCUCGGCAGGAGAACUCGGAGUUGAAAAGCACUGCCAAAAAACUUGGGGAGAAGCUGGCAGUGGCCAAGGACAGACUGAUGCUGCAGGAGUGUCACGUAAUGCAGAAAACUGAUAACAUGAAGACGGAGCUCAUUUCCGAGAAUAAAGUCCUGGGAGAAGGAAAUGACUUGGAAGCUGGUAGUCUUCAUCCUCAGCAGGAUCAGACCUUUCCCAAGGAGUGUCCAUGCAUGAAAGGAGGCACAGAAACACAGACCCAAAAAGAGGCAAGUGUCGAGAAGGAAUAUAUGAAGCAACAAUAUGAAGAAGAUCUUCGCAAAAUCAAAAUCCAGACAGAGGAGGAGAAGAAACAUCUCAAAGAGCAGCUAGUGAAGCGCCUGGAAGACUUGGUCAAGAAACACACGGUGGAAAUGAAAUCGGUUCGCUCCUCGGUAGAGGCUGAAAGGAAAAAGCUGCAGAAGGAGGUGGAAGCACAGUUGGAGGAAGUGAAGAAGAAAUCAGAAAAUGAAAUAAAACAGCUGGAAGAAGAGAAAUCAGCCCUAAAUGUGAAACUUCAGAAUUCUCUGCUUGAGGUUUUAAGGCUGGAAGAAUUUAUCCAGCAAAAUAAGGCACACUCCCCAGGAGGCAAGGAAAGACCCCAGGAACCAGACCGCCAAUGCUGCAGUGUGUUAGAGACCCAGGAUCCAUGCAUGAAGCUGCGUAAACCUUCUGAGACCUUAGCCCGAGAAGAAUGCCAAGAGAAGGUGGCCGCGGAAGGAGCCAGCAGUGACGAGGAGGAGAGGAGCCAAGAGCCCCUCCAGGAGGGUGGUGAACGGCCACCUGCACAGGGCUCUGUGCUGGAGGAGAAGACACCAGAAAGCCAGUGUCUGCAGGAGGAAUGGCAGAGCCAGAAAGCCCGACUGCAAGCCCAGGUCUCGCAGAUGCAGCAGGCCCUGGAGCAGUGCGCCAGCCACUACCAGAAGGAUCUGCAGGAGCUCAGGGAGCUCUCAGAGCAGGAGAGGGAGACGCUGAGGUGCGAGCUCCAGGAGACCGUUCAGCAGAACCAGGCGGCCAAGGUGCAGCUGGAGGCCUCCCACCAGCGAGCCCUGCACCUGCUCGAGAAGGCCCAGCAGCAGGAGCUCAGGGCCACAGAGGAACGCUUGAAGAAGGAAUCCAGCCUCAGCCUGCAGAUGCAGCACCAGGCGCAUCAGCGGCAGCUCCAGGCCCUGGAGGAAAAGGCCCAGCAAGAGCUGCAGGGGGAGCUGGAGAGGAUGCAAGCUCAGCAGGCUCUGCUGCUCGAGUCCCUCCAGAAGGAGCUGUCAGAGCAGCGGGCAGCCUGCAGUGAGCACCAGAAAGACUUGGAGGCGCUGAGAGCUCUGGGCAGCUUGGGCAGGCGGCAGGCCACUGCCCCGUGUCCAGGGGACAGGGAGGACCACGCCAUCACCGCAGAGGAUGGGGACGGCCCGGGCCAGGCGGGGUCCCCGAUGAGCGCGGCUGAGCAGGGGCGCAGCGAGGGCGGCGGCCUCGGGGAGGAGAACACGCAGCUCAAGGACGCGGUGCAGCGCCUGCGGGCGGAGCUGGACGCGCUGCAGCAGGGCGCGCUGCCGCCCGGCGACCCGCGCAGGCCGCUGGAGGAGGACCAGCGGGCCCGGGAAGUGGAGCUGCUGCGUCAGGAGCACCGGAAGGAGAUGCAGGCCAUGGUGGCAGAUUUCAGCACCGCUCAAGCCCGCCUCCAGGCCCGGCUGGCCGCCCUGGAAACCGAACUGAAAGAUUCCGGGGACAAGCCAGGGAGGGCGGUGUCCCGGCCGGAGGACGUGCAGCUCAUAGGCCGCCUGCAGACCCUCUUGAAGGAGAGAGAGGAGAUCAUCAAGCAGCUCACGGAGGAGAGGAGACUUCACUGUGCAGCCUUCCCCGGCGCCGUGUCCCACCGGAAUCGCUCCUUCUCUUUCAAUCCUCACCCGGGGUACCUGACCCCCUCCAUGAAGAAAAAGAAGAUGGAGGAGGUGCCCAGCCGGGUGGUGAGUGUGCCAAACCUGGCCUCCUAUGCCAAGAACUUCCUGAGCGGUGACCUGAGCACAAGGAUCAACGCUCCCCCCAUAACCAAGUCACCCAGCCUGGACCCAGGCCCCAGCUGUGGCCGGCCGUACAAGCCCAGCCAGUCUCUCGAUGUGAGAGCUGCCACAAGGCCACAAGAUGGUGAAACAGCCCAAUCUAAAGAAGGCCAGCAGAAACAGGGCUCGGCCCCUCAGGAGUGGUUCACCAAGUACUUUUCCUUCUAAACUCAACCUUGGGAUACUUGUCCAAGAGGACAUUUGAAGGAAAUUUCUUCGAAAGCAUCUGAUUGAGGGAAUGGACAUAAAACACCAAUCAACCAAAUAACUUGCUUGUAGUGUGAUUCAUAUGUGAUGGCUAAAACAAGUUUCUGGUGCUAACAUUUCAUACUCUUUCAUCGUGACAGAGUUCCUUAAGGAAAAUUCUUGACAUUAAGAUAAGCCAGUGUUACCUGAAAGCACCCAUGGGGAAGUGGUCAUGUCACUGGGGGCCGAUGCAUUGUAUUUCUAGUGUCUGUAAGGCUGUGUCCACUUUGUGAGAUACCAGACUAUGACUUCUUGGUCUUCCUUUAAAAGUGGUUUCAUGUUUCCUUAGGAUAAUCAUCUCCACUUGAAAAGUUGUUUCUGUGUAAAUGAUAUAAUUCCAAAAUGUACAUCUAACCUCAAUAGGAAGAUGAAAACAAAGUUCAAAGUAACCAGGAAAGGUUCGGUUCUGUUAAUAACCGAGCCCUGCCCUGUCAAACAUCUCAAUUUCAGUGACUAGUUCAACUCGCUCAGCUGUGAAGGCUUCUAGACUAGCUGUUCUUUGGAGUCAAAGAUCUACUAAACCUCUUACUCUGGGUGUGGACUGUUUCCUCUGUGUGGCAUGGCCCAGUACGUCCUAUAGACGCGCAGCAGGUGGCCGGAGCUGGAGAUGCUGGAGGUGCUGGCUGCUGUCAGCUCACACCUGCCUGGCCGAGUGGCAGGCCCUGUGCUAUUAAGACUCAAUACAACUUUAUCGGGCAAAAUGUGUUCUCAAUCCUUUGGUGCUGGCCCGGCAGGUGGCCCCUAAACAGUUUAUUCUAUGCACUGUCAAAUCUCUGCUCUUUGAAUAAAACCUCAAACAACUGGGCAAUAAAGAUGAUCGUGACUUGU